CUGGACCACUCCGAGAUAAGAUCACGGCAGUCUCCGAUUUCAUUUAGCCCAAGCUUUUCCAUCCAAAUCUACGACGACAUAUACUACGAUGGUCUCCACGACGUUGAUCUCAUCUGUCCCACAAUAUGUCUCCCCCGAGGAGCACAGAAAUAUCGUAGGUUCGACUCCUGCAUCAUUCAACGACAUCCCUCCCGUUCUGCGCCACAAAGAAGACAAUGUACGCGUCGUGCUUGAUCCUCCCCUCCGUACAUUCACCGAACAAGAUUCCGCGAAUGGAACAUUAUUCGUGAUCGAGAGCGCACUUGUUUUCAUGUCAUCUACCGGUGUCGGAUUUCAGGUCCCGUACCCUGCCAUCACCCUGCACGCAAUUUCCCGUCCAGAAUCUGGACCAUCAAUAUAUUGUCAACUAGACGAGCUCGCUGGAGAGCCUGGAGCAGCUGAAUCGCCUGAAAACGACGAAGCCGCCGACAUGCGAGAGCUCAGCAUCAUCCCCUCAAACCCUACUUCUCUGGAGCCAAUAUUUGAGGCAAUGUCUCUCUGUGCUUCCCUCCACCCAGAUCCAAACGUUUCAGAUGAUGAUGACUUGGACGAAGCAUUUAUGGAUGAGGGCGCCUUUGAGACGUUUACGGGUGAAGAGGGCGAGGAGCUCAGUGAGGUUGGCCGGGUGCGCAGUGAUUUCACCAACAACAGUCGUUAUGCACCGUACUAGACACCUCACGCAGGCGGCUCUCGAGUAUCUGGAGUCGAUCAUCGAUGAUCCAUAUCAUUCAGACAAGAAUGGCGUCAACGGCGCUGGCGAGGAUGUCGAAAGCGGAGGCGAAGGCGAAGGGGGACGAUGAUCAGGUUUCAGAUCUGGACGUUGAUUUUGGAUCUUAAAUGGCACGAGCAAAAGUUGAGCAAAAGUAUAUAUUUCACCAACGAAGGAUCAGCGCAUAAUCGAGACAUUCAGUACAUGACCAUUUGAAUCAACAAAUCAUAGCAGUCUUUAUCUA
Molecule: messenger RNA, 992 nt
Organism: Suillus clintonianus
Lineage: Eukaryota; Fungi; Basidiomycota; Agaricomycetes; Boletales; Suillaceae
Product: regulator of volume decrease after cellular swelling-domain-containing protein
Exons: 3
Coding region: 89-709 (206 amino acids)
Biological process (GO): spliceosomal snRNP assembly; cell volume homeostasis; mRNA cis splicing, via spliceosome
Cellular component (GO): cytosol; pICln-Sm protein complex; methylosome
Source: RefSeq, a predicted model, not a curated record